This is a messenger RNA of Tachysurus fulvidraco (yellow catfish), 1557 nucleotides long. RefSeq names its product transcription factor HES-5-like. Gene Ontology annotation, cellular component: nucleus. NCBI's taxonomy places the organism in Eukaryota, Metazoa, Chordata, Actinopteri, Siluriformes, Bagridae. Gene Ontology annotation, biological process: regulation of neurogenesis; regulation of transcription by RNA polymerase II; anterior/posterior pattern specification. The transcript is spliced from 2 exons. The coding region runs from base 144 to 626 and encodes 160 amino acids. The record is from RefSeq and is a predicted model, not a curated record. Gene Ontology annotation, molecular function: RNA polymerase II cis-regulatory region sequence-specific DNA binding; DNA-binding transcription factor activity, RNA polymerase II-specific; protein dimerization activity.
CUGCAGACUGUGAGAACCUCCAGCAAACCCAGGACUCACACAUUCAUAUGGAGAUUAGAGAGUAUAAAUAGAGGAGGGAGUGAGAGAGAGCUCAGCACAGCUCAGAUGUUCUCCUCACAGAGAGCAACAGAAGAAACACAGCCAUGGCUCCUACAAUCACUGCAUCAAUCAUCAACUCCAACCACCUUAUUCCACUUACUAAUAAGCUGAGAAAGCCGAUAGUGGAGAAGAUGCGUAGAGAACGUAUCAACAGCAGCAUCGAGAAGCUCAAGUCUCUGCUGGAUGGAGAAUUCUUAAAGCAACAGCCAGAUUCCAGACAGGAGAAAGCCGACAUCCUGGAGAUGACACUUUGUUUCCUGAGACAGCAGCAGCAGCCACACAAGGAGUCGAGCUGCUCCACUGUAGCUGAUGAAGGCUACAGAAGGUGUGUGCAGGAGGCCAUCAACUUCCUGUCUCAGUGUCAAGCACACACUCAGUCCCAGAGAAGACUGCUGAGACACUUCCUCACCAUGCAGCCUUCCAUGGAGAAGAACAGAAGUGUCGUUCCUCAGCUCAGCUCUCCAUCCUGCCAGAUCAGCAGCAAAGAGGAGACUCCAGUCUGCAGUGGUCUCUGGAGACCCUGGUAGAGCCACAUGGACACUUUACCAUUAGGAAACUAGCUUACAAAUGUCACAUUGGCAUUAACUAUGAUUUUCCUAAAUGUGUAUGAAUAUUUUUGUCCAAUUUUACAUGGACCGAAUAUGACAAGUUGCUUUAAUAUUGGAAAAGCAUGUGAAGACUUUGUUUAUUACUUUUCCACAUUCUUACUAUGCAAGAUGGUUUGCUGCUUAUUUCAAGUAUUUUUUAAAACUUUGAUGUUUUUACAGUUUUUCAUAUGAAAAAUAUAACAAGUUGGUUUCAUUAUGAGGAAGCAAAGGAAGGUAUUUUUUAAUUCAGAAUUAAUGAGCUGCAAUACCACUUAUUAUUAUGCAAGAGGAAUUAUUACACUCACUGAGAGAGUUUAUUACAAAACCCAUAUUGGGGAUAAAUGCUCUGUAUUUGCAGAAUGUUUGAAUAUUCAAGCAAUUAAACUUUUACUAGUUUUUAUAUGACCUCACUUACUGUGUAAGAAAAUACUAAUUCGGACCCCUGAGAGCAAAAUGUCUGUGACAUUUCCUAAUCUAUUUGUACUCCAGUGGUGUAAGAUGCUAUACUUAAUGAGUUAAUUAUCCUUUUUAAAUUUUUAAACUGGAUGUUACUUUGCCUUCAGUAAAGGCGUUGGAUGUUAUGUUACUCCAUUAUGAGUACACAAAGAGAUACUGAAAAUAAACUGCAAUGAUGCAAUCAAAAUAAUGUCUAUGAAUUAUUCUGUUUUUUUCUUCGAUUGUCUUUUGUGUGGUCCUUACCAUCACUACAGAAUUUAGAAGUGUUCAAGAUGUUUUGUUCUUUGGAAGGGUUUGCAAUAUUCUUCUGAUCUUCAUGUCCACAUUAAUCCAACUUAUACAUUUAGCUUUAUCAUUAUAUACAGUACAUAGAACACACAUGUUUUACUAAAGUCAUGUUAGAGCCCGUGUUACU